AUGAAGCAUAAGAAAUCUAUAAAGAAGUUUCUUAAAUCUUUUUUUAUCUUAAUACAGGCAAUUGUUUUUAUGUAUUCGAUUUCUCUAAAAAUUAUUUCAUUCACUGUGUAUUUAAAAGCUAGAGAUAUUUUACAAAUGUCAUUAGGAGUGUUCUUACUAUUAUUUGGAAUAUCCUCAACCUCCGCUUUGUCAUCUAUAUUAGGAUUUCAUAUAUUAAAUACUAAAAAGAAACUAAAAUUAACAUUUUGGAUAUUAAUUACUAUGUUUUUAAUUAAUUUUCAAGUUAUAUUGGCUAUAAAAAGUUCGUUACUACCAGAAAAGAGUCUUUUUUGGGGAGAUAAUAUCUGGGAAGGGAUGAAUGAAUAUCAGAAAAAUUUUGUACAAGAAAGAUUUAAAUGUUGUGGAUUUCGUGAUACGAGCGAUAGAAAUGCUACAGUGUGCAAUUUUAAAGACAAAAGUUGUUUUAAAGUUUUAUAUAACUUGUCUUUAAGUUUACGAAUGUUCAUCGAGAGAAGUGUUGUAUUCAUGUUGUUUAUUGAAUCAAUGGGAGUAUGUAUUGUUUCAUUAAUUAAAUAUAGAAGAUAA
Messenger RNA from Vairimorpha ceranae, 585 nucleotides. Its product is annotated as tetraspanin family integral membrane protein. The transcript has a single exon. Bases 1 to 585 code for a protein of 194 amino acids. The record is from RefSeq and is a predicted model, not a curated record. NCBI's taxonomy places the organism in Eukaryota, Fungi, Microsporidia, Nosematidae.